GAGCCCAAAGGACCUCGGCAGCCGGCGUCCCGCGUUGCCCUUGGCAACCAUUGAGUGGCGUCUCAUUCUCCCUUGACCCCUCAAUAAGAGAGUAAACAGGGCAGCCAUUGGCUGGCAGGGGAAGGCAUGCCAAUCGGAGAAGAGGUUGUAGGGAGGCGGCUGAGCUGGGUUGUGGGAGUAGGAAGAGGCUACUUCCUACCGGCCUACUUCUCACCGGUUAGAAGCUACCGUUGAGGCUAGAACCCCGAGCGUGGUCGGUUGGAGCAAAUAUGUCUGUCCGGAGGCACAUUGGAAAUCCUGAGUAUCUGACCAAAAGGAUACCACAAAACCCAAGGUAUCAGCAUGUCAAGUCAAGACUAGACACUGGUAGCAGUAUGACUAAAUACAUUGAGAAGCUAGAAGAGAUCAAAAAAAAUUAUAGAUACAAAAAAGAUGAGCUUUUUAAGAGACUAAAAGUUACAACUUUUGCCCAGCUGGUCAUCCAAGUUGCUUCCCUAUCUGAUCAAACACUGGAAGUGACAGCUGAGGAGAUUAAAAGGCUAGAAGACAACGAUUCUGCAACCUCAGGCCCUGAUGCUGAAAUCACUGCCAAGACCAACGGGAAAGGGAGCCCUGGGGAGCAGUCGCCAAGCCCCGUCCAGUUCAUAAACAGUGAGGGAGCCGGGGACUCCAGCCGCUCGACUCUUCAGAGCGUCAUCAGUGGCGUUGGGGAACUGGAUCUAGACAAAGGGCUUGUGAAGAAAGUAGAGCCCAGUACCAAAGACAAACCUUAUCCCGACUGCCCCUUCCUGCUGCUAGAUGUGAGAGACAGAGAUUCUUACCAGCAGUGCCACAUUGUUGGAGCUUACAGUUACCCAAUUGCAACUCUGUCUAGAACAAUGAACCCUUAUUCAAAUGAUAUUCUUGAAUAUAAAAAUGCCCAUGGCAAGAUCAUCAUUCUGUAUGACGACGAUGAGAGGCUGGCCAGCCAGGCAGCUACCACCAUGUGCGAGCGGGGAUUUGAGAACCUCUUCAUGCUUUCCGGAGGUCUAAAAGUCUUAGCUCAGAAAUUCCCAGAAGGACUGAUUACGGGUUCCCUGCCAGCAUCUUGCCAGCAGACCCUUCCGCCUGCUUCUGCCCGGAAACGAUCCGGCCCGAAAGUGCCGCCCCCAGCAGCCAAGAAUAAAUGGAGAUUUACCCCAGAAGACCUAAAGAAGAUAGAAUAUUACCUGGAAGAGGACCAGGGUCCUGCAGACGGUACUAGCCGGCUGAGCCAAGGUAAUGCUUCUGGAAGAGACUCCAAGGUUCCAGGCGCCCGCAGCGGUCAGAACCUGCCUGCCGGGGGCCCUGCCGGCCACCAGAAUCCCCGCUCACUGGGCAGUGGCCACCUGCAAGGCAAACCCUGGAAGUAAAGACUUUGUCUUAGUCAAAUAAAUGUUUUCUCUCCUUUCGGAACCCCUGAGCAGUUCCCAAGUUGGUCCUUUUAAGAAGGUGCUGCAGAGGAAAGACCUCAACGUGUGUCAGGCCCCCUUUCCUCUUCCUGUCUCCAGCUCCUCUCCCACAUCCAACCCGGGAAGGAUUUUUACAAAAACCAGAGGCAUGACAGGCUCUAGUGUCCUCCCUGUUGUUUACAGAAUAUUUAAGUCUCUGAAACUGAGUAGGAAAAAAGUCUGAUUUUUUUUUUUUUAAUAAGGUCCAGUUUGUUUUGGUCUAUAUCCUGCAUUGUUUUGUAAAUACUUCAGGCAUAUCUGGUGUGUCCUUCCCAGCCAGUUCUUUUUCACUCACUCUUCUUGGUUUCAUGAAGGCUCUCUUGGUAGGCUUUGCAGCCUGAGAAGCUGUCCCUGGGGGUGCAGACGAUUCGUAGCUUUCAGCCCCCACCAGCUGUGGACCCGCUGGCUGAGGAGCUCUUUGCCCAGCACCCGAUGCAGGCUCCGUCUUCAGUUUGGAAGCCGGUACCUGUGAGCAUCACUCAGUUAAGAUUUAGCAGUAGCUCUCACAUGUGCUCAACGCUCUCCUCACUAGAUGUUUUCCUGGAACCAGCACAGGUGAUGCUGUGUGCUCAGGUGCCUUCACCGGCAAGUCCUGCCCACUGUUCAGGGCCGGGUUGAGAGCCACUGAAGCCCCCUGGAGCCAUCCCUCAUUUGCGGUUGGUUUAUUAGUUGUAAACUCCCAUUACCCAGCUCAGGCCCAUCCAUCUUAGAUGGGUAGAAAUUAUGGCCACUUGAAAACAUUGGCUUUGGUUGGGCCACUGCCGGCACACAAGGUGAGGACAACUCCACAGUCCUUUGUCAGAGCUGACAACCCUUUAAACCCUUGCUUAAAAAUACAGUAUUAGUCUAAUUGAGUAAUUAGUGCAAUUCCCUGCUUACUUCUCAUUCUCAUGACUGAGCUGUGAUUAGGAGGUUUUGAUUAUAGAUUCUUGUUUGGGCCAGAAUUUUGAAUCAGCAUUAACUGAAUUGCUAGAUGACUGACAUUCAUUCCAUUUAAUUGGGGGAACAAAAGACCUCAGGUAAGGAUGAGGAACUCUGAAAUCAUCAGGAAAAGGAAAAAGAGCCUUGUUAAUUUUUAUGGUCUGUGAUCUGUAGCUGUGAUAAGGGACUAAGGAAUAAAUUGUGCUCUUUGUCAUGGCAACCAGCUUGUGAAAACCCAGCUGAAAAUUGCCUAUCCUUAGGUGGUUAUUGCUGCUGGGUAAGAUUUGUCUUAACAGGACUAUUUUUCUCACCACCAAAAAAAAGAAAGUAUCACAGUAUUUCCAGCAUGGGGGGCUGUGUUUGUAGGAGAAAUAAAGGUAAUAAAUAUCUUAUAGAGACAUAUGGAAAAAUAACUUUCACAUUCAGCCCAGUUCUGUUUUAGUGUGUUUAUUCUUCUCUACUUGAUUUCCAAAGUGCAACAUUUUCCGAUGCUUUAGAAAUCAAACAAACCAGGGACAUUGUUCAGAUGUCAAGCCGUGCCCAAUUUUCCACAAGAUUCAAGAAUCUUGUAUAAAAUUCAGCCAACGUACACAUAGCUUUAAUGAGGAGCCUGUCAUGUUUCCCCAUAAAUUUAUUGCCUGAGAACGAAGUUCAGCCUUUUGCUAAUGCCAGAAUGCUCUGGCUUUUUAUUUUCUUUACAGCAUAGAUUUUUUAAAAUGCAAAUUUUUCCACACUCAACUUUCCCCUAGCAUGGACAAGAUUUUCAGCCAUUUUGGACACAUAUGCAUUUUUAAGAAAAAAAAAUUUUUUUCUCUGUGACGAAGUUCUGGUUAUGCCAUUUUCAAGUCGACUAGUCAGGAGUUUAGAUUUCCCCACUCGAUUCUAUUUUGAAAGUAAAUGGUAGUCCCCCUUUGUUCCUAUUCUGCAUUCCCAUCACCACACAACACUAGAGUGUUAGAAACUACUAUGUGUAUGUGCAAAGUCAGUAUAGCUGAACCUAUUAGAAUUGCAGUGCAUUUAGUUGAGAGAUCUGGCAGGUUGACUAUAUUUAUGUGUGUUUCUCCAUAGCACUUUGCCUGUUGGUAAGGAUUUUAAAUAACUACUCCUCAAAGACCUGUUCUGGUUCUGCACUUUGUGUGUUAAAUGUCACUUGCAGUUUUUACAUGCUCAAGGUAUUGCUUUGAAUGUUCUACUUUACUAGUUUCUUCGUUAGAUUAACUGACAUGUAUUAUCUAAGCGAUCUGUGAUACUUUGUGCAAUUAUGAAUGUUGAAGAUUA
Messenger RNA from Balaenoptera ricei (Rice's whale), 3668 nucleotides. RefSeq names its product centrosomal protein 41 (gene CEP41). Bases 270 to 1391 code for a protein of 373 amino acids. Gene Ontology annotation, cellular component: ciliary basal body. NCBI's taxonomy places the organism in Eukaryota, Metazoa, Chordata, Mammalia, Artiodactyla, Balaenopteridae. Gene Ontology annotation, biological process: protein polyglutamylation; cilium assembly. The transcript has 11 exons. The record is from RefSeq and is a predicted model, not a curated record.